AUGGCCCCCAUUCUCCUCCCAGCCAACCGGCAACCAUCACGCUUCUACCUAGGGGGACCCAGAAUAUUCGCUUUCCGCUCAUACACACCCUCAGGACCCAAUGAGCCCGAAGACUGGGUCGCCUCGACGACGUGCUGCCACGGCUGCGCGGGCUCGAAGCUCGGGAUGACGAUCCUCCUCGACGGCCGCCUCCUCACGGACGCCGUCGCGCAAGCGCCAGAGCACUGGCUCGGUCCCAGCAUGUGA
Colletotrichum spaethianum is the source of this 246-nucleotide messenger RNA. RefSeq lists its product as uncharacterized. Bases 1 to 246 code for a protein of 81 amino acids. The record is from RefSeq and is a predicted model, not a curated record. NCBI's taxonomy places the organism in Eukaryota, Fungi, Ascomycota, Sordariomycetes, Glomerellales, Glomerellaceae. The transcript has a single exon.